Molecule: messenger RNA, 579 nt
Organism: Theileria equi strain WA
Lineage: Eukaryota; Apicomplexa; Aconoidasida; Piroplasmida; Theileriidae
Exons: 1
Coding region: 1-579 (192 amino acids)
Source: RefSeq, a predicted model, not a curated record
AUGGCUCAAAAGCUCCCAAAUGUCCUGUCGAUGGACGCCAGUAAACUCACCAUGCACGUAAGAAAGAGCUUUGAAAGGAAUUUGAUACACAGCUGGACCAUAGAAGAGGUCAGAGAUGUGGCAUUCCAAGUCUUGGCUAACAAGGAGGAGUAUAAAAAGAAUGGCAAGGACCUGCUCAAGACGUACUACACACUCACUCGAGGUUCGAAUCCUGGCCUAUACAAGCAGUCGCUUGGCUUUCCUUUUAUAAAUGGACACCUUAGGAGUCAUUACAAGGUCUUUUCUGAGCAAGAUGGUGGAGAGAAGAUGAGAACAAAAGAUAAACCCGGGACUGCUCCAGAUGCUAUUCCCGGACAAUCUGGUAAAUCUCCAGUCCACUCAGUGAGCCCUCAUGAUAUUUUACUUAUAAACUGCUCCAAAUUCAUGUCUAAGCGGGCUGUAAAGGUUAUUCACGGACAUUUUUGUGAUAAUGUAAAAGAGACCAUACUGGACUAUCUCACAAAGAGCGGUGAGUUUAUAAAUUUUUACGUAUAUGAACAAAGGGUAACCGUUAAACAGCCAAAAUUAGGCGAGAAAUGA